Molecule: messenger RNA, 662 nt
Organism: Condylostylus longicornis
Lineage: Eukaryota; Metazoa; Arthropoda; Insecta; Diptera; Dolichopodidae
Product: general odorant-binding protein 56d-like
Exons: 2
Coding region: 98-541 (147 amino acids)
Molecular function (GO): odorant binding
Source: RefSeq, a predicted model, not a curated record
GGAAAGAGAAUUUAUAUUAUUUGAUAGCAUUAUUCAGAUACUAGUGACAUCUAGAAUAUCAUAAAGCUUACUACAUAAUAAUUUUUAAAACAAAAUCAUGAAACCGUUAAUUUUUUUAUUACCAAUUAUUUUAUUCUAUUCAUUGGUAUUUUGUGAAGCUGAUUUUGAUUUACUUGAAGAAGCAUAUUCAAAUUGUACCCAAGAAAAUGAUGUAACACCAGAUUUAGAAGAACUUAUAAAAAAUUAUAAUUUUAGUCAAACAACUGAAAGUUUACAAUGUUAUUGGAAAUGUUUUAUGGAAACAACCGGUAAUAUGUUAGAUGGAAAAAUUAUUAGAGAUGAAAUGUGUAAAUAUCUUGAAUCACAAAUUGUUUAUGGCCUUUAUGAUGAAGAUGAUAUUAAAAGAUUAUUUGAAUUUUGUGAGAAAGCUGUUUUAACAAGAACAAAAGGUGAAAGUGAUUGUGAAAUGAGUUAUGAAUUAUCAAAAUGUAUUUAUUUAAAUUUAAUUGGAGAACAUAAAAUUGUUGGUAAUAUUAAAUGAGAAAUAAUAAAAUAAUUAUAUAUAUUAACAUUUAAAAUAGCCUAUAAUAUUAAUUCGCUACAAUUAAUUAAAAAAUAUUCAAUCGUUAAGUUUUUAAAAAUAUUUUAAAUAAAUAUUGGAA